Messenger RNA from Chroicocephalus ridibundus (black-headed gull), 2086 nucleotides. It is a transcript of the gene STX5, whose product is annotated as syntaxin 5. The record is from RefSeq and is a predicted model, not a curated record. The transcript has 11 exons. Gene Ontology annotation, molecular function: SNAP receptor activity; SNARE binding. Lineage: Eukaryota; Metazoa; Chordata; Aves; Charadriiformes; Laridae. Gene Ontology annotation, biological process: intracellular protein transport; vesicle fusion; endoplasmic reticulum to Golgi vesicle-mediated transport. The coding region runs from base 299 to 1354 and encodes 351 amino acids. Gene Ontology annotation, cellular component: SNARE complex; endomembrane system; Golgi membrane.
GGGGCGGGACCACUCAAUGGCCGGGUUGUCGUUAGGGGCGGGGCCUGUUGCUAGGGGGCGGAACCGCUCCGUUCCCAGUCCGUCUCUAGGGGCGGGGGCUGUCGCUAAGGGGCGGGGCCAGUCGCUAGGGUCGUCCCAGAGGGCGACUUCCGGUCUCCCGGCGGACCAUAGAGUUGGACUUCCGGAGGAACGAGGGGCACGGGAGGAAGCGACGUGGCAGUGACGUCACGCGUCGGCCUGUGGAUCCCGGUAGCGGCGCUCGGACGGACCCGAGUCCCGCCGCAGGUGAUGAGCCCCGAUGAACGCCCGGCGCCGGCACGGCUCUAGGCAGCGGGAACAGGGCGUUUACCUGGGGCCCCCCCAGACACAAGCCGUGUCCCCCCCGCCCUUCGCCGCUGCCCCCCCGCCCCUCGCCGGGCCCCCCCCGCUGCUACCGCCCCCCCCGGACGCCACCAUGUCGUGUCGCGAUAGGACCCAGGAGUUCCUCUCCGCCUGCAAGUCCCUGCAGGGCCGGCAGGAUGGGGGGCAGCUGGGCAGAGCAGCCCCGGGUGCCGGGCGGCAGCGCAGCGAGUUCAGCCUCAUGGCCAAGCGCAUCGGGAAGGAUCUCAGCAACACCUUCGCCAAGCUGGAAAAGCUGACGAUCUUGGCCAAGCGGAAAUCCCUCUUUGACGACAAAGCAGUGGAGAUCGAGGAGCUCACUUAUAUCAUCAAGCAGGACAUCAACAGCCUGAACAAGCAGAUCGCGCAGCUGCAGGAGAUGGUGCGGGCCCGGGGGGGCCAGAGCGGGCGCCACGUCCAGACCCACUCCAACACCGUGGUGGUGUCGCUGCAGUCCAAACUGGCCUCCAUGUCCAACGACUUCAAAUCCGUGUUGGAGGUGCGGACAGAGAACCUGAAGCAGCAGCGGAGCCGCCGUGAGCAUUUCUCCCGCGCCCCCGUCUCCGCUUUGCCCCUCGCUGCCAGCAACUUGGGCGGCUCGGCCAUGCUGCAAACCGAGCCCCAGCGCGCCGGGACGGUGGCCAUCGAGAUGGACGCCCGGACGAGCCAACAGCUCCAGCUCAUCGACGAGCAGGAUUCCUACAUCCAGAGCCGGGCGGACACGAUGCAGAACAUCGAAUCCACCAUCGUGGAGCUGGGCUCCAUCUUCCAGCAGUUGGCCCACAUGGUGAAGGAGCAGGAGGAGACCAUCCAGAGGAUCGACGCCAGCGUGGAGGACGCCCAGCUGAAUGUGGAGGCGGCGCACGGGGAGAUCCUCAAGUAUUUCCAGUCCGUCACCUCCAACCGGUGGCUGAUGGUCAAGAUCUUCCUCAUCCUCAUCGUCUUCUUCAUCGUCUUCGUCGUCUUCCUCGCCUGAGCGCCUGUGUCGUCGUCCCCCGCCCCCGCACACGCACACGCUUCGUGUGUCUCCCCCUCAUUGUCCCACCGAGGGACAGACGGACUCGGUCCGUGCUCUGCGGGGCUCAGAGACGGACAUUGACGUGGGGACGGGGCAGGGGUCUGCUGGGGACCCCAACCUGCCCCUGGGGACCCCAUUGUCCCCCCCCCAGGGACCUCACCGUGCUCCUGGGGACCCCAACUUGCCCCUGGGGACCCCAAUGUGCCUCCGGGGACGCUCUUGUUGUCCCCCCAGGGACCCCAACGUGCCCCUGGGGACCGCCUUUGUCCCCGCUGGGUGGGGUGGGGUGGGGGGGCAACACCCCAUGUCCCCUCCAGCAGGUCCUGCAGCCUAUGCCGAGGCUGGUCCCCAUGUCCGCCCGGUCAUGGUGGCUGCGGACCCCCCCCACUGGUGGGCCAGGAAUUCGGCCAGACCUCCCCCCGCCCCCUCCCCGGACCAUGGACCCGCCAGUAAAGCCGUGGGACCCUCGGGGAGCUGGGCUGGGGGGGCUGUGGACCCCAUUAAAGCUGUGGGACCCCUGGGGGGGGUGCCCUGGGACCUUUAGGGGGGGCUGCAGCCCCUGUUAAAGCUGGGGAACCCCCCGGGGGGGCGGGGAGAAUGCUGUGGACCCCAUUAAAGCCCAUAGCGUGCCCUGGGGGGGCGCUACAGACCCCCUGGUAAAGCCUUGGGACCCCCAAGGCGGGGGGGGGG